UAGGGUUCCUCUGUCUGGAGCGAUUAAACCAUCUACCUUGUCUACCUGUUUGUAUUUCACUUGAGAACAACGUCAGCAAAUCUCCCGAUUCACCGAAGUUGUUACUAUCGCCAGUCUAUAGGCUACCCGAAAGCUUUUAGAAAAUGUCAUUUGAGUUCACAAAAAUAUUUCGGUUUUAUGAAGAUUUGAAUCGGUAUUGAAGUGAGUUUUGUUAUUAGAGUGAGCAGCGGAGAGCCGUGGGAGGGAACUUUAUGAAAGUGUCUGCUCUCUGCCCUGAACAACUGCACUGACAUCACAACGCGUAACCCUGGCUGACUGGAGAUCAGCGGAACACAGUGGUGCUUUUCUCAUCAUUCAUCAGGUCGCGUAGUGGGGUCGGAUGAAACAGGUAGGCUACAAGGCUGCUCUUUACAACAACGGCUGAAGAAGACUAUUUUGUGAAGAAAUUAUCGUAAUGAGAUUAUAUUUUGGAUCAGACUGGAUACAUUAACAUCGAUUUAGCUAUAACAUCGCUUCAGCUGCAUCGCCUCUAGUUAUUUCAACUCAGAGAUCCAGGCAUUAGCCUGUUGGUUAAAUCCUUAAUGUUUCGGAUUUGUGUGCGUGUUAUUGGACCUGUUUCGCCUAUGAUGCACGCUAUUUUGGGUGUUGCAUUAUCCUGGAAGUAGAAUUAAAAUAGUCAGAUUUACAUUCUCAUUUGCCACCUUCGGAACGCGAAACGCCGGGUGGGAGUAUGGCAAAAAAUGGUGUAGACGGACCGAGGGAUGAUUUUAGUAAAAUACCGGAUGAAGAGCUUAUGAAAUGGAGCAAAGAAGAAUUAAUAAAAAGACUGAGAAAGGUAGAUGGAGAGAAGAUUAAUUUAAUGGUGGAACAUGGGAAUAUGAUGAAGGACGUGAACCGGAGGUUGCAGGUUCAUCUCCACGAGAUUCGGAGUUUGAAAGAAGUCAACCAGAAGCUUCAGGACGAUAAUAACGAGCUCAGAGAGUUGUGCUGUUUCUUGGACGAUGACAGGCAAAAGGGCAAGAAAUUGUCGCGGGAAUGGCAGCGGUUCGGCCGCUAUACCGCCAGCGUUGUGUGGAAAGAGGUUGGUGCGUAUCAGCACAAGCUGAAAGAGCUGGAGGCAAACCAAGAGACGGUGAUGAGGGAAAAUGGGGAACUCAAGGAAAUUAUAUUGAUGCUGGAUGAGGAAAGGAACGGUGCCGGGUCCAGAAGUUCUAUAGACAGCCAAACUAGUUUGAGUAAUCUAAACGGGGGAUCUAGCACUGUGCGCGACGUAGGGGACGGUAGCAGUACCUCCAGCACGGGCAGUGCCGGGAGUCCGGAUCAUCAUCAUAGUCACAUAGGCCUUCACAAGCCUACCGACACGAAAAUCGCAAACAUGGGGAGGUCCAUGGAUGACAUUUCCAACACCCAUCUCCACAGAAGCAUCCCCAACGGACUGAAUGAUGUGAACUACAUCCGCCAACUGGAGAGCAAAGUUCGGAUAUUAGAGGACGACAAAAACAAGCUGCUGGCACAGCAAGGGAUCGUGGGAGAUCUGAAGACGCUAAAAAAGGGGCUGUCCAUUUACCACUCCGAAUCCCAGCUGGCCUCUCUCGCCCACUACCAAGAGGCUCUGCAGAACGGCUCUGGCCACGGCCCAGCCAGAGCGGUCAACUCCCCCUCCACCCCCUUCCUGCCCCCUGCCCAGAAGCCUGAGGCCAUGGUCCACGCCAUGAAGGUUCUUGAGGUGCAUGAGAACCUGGACCGGCAGAUCCCUGAGGACUACGAGGAAGACCUGAGUGAAAAAGAAAAGGCCAUCGUCAGAGAGAUGUGUAACGUGGUGUGGCGUAAGCUGGGUGAUGCCACAGGCUCAAAGCCCUCCAUCCGACAGCACCUCUCUGGGAACCAGUUCAAAGGACCUUUGUAGCCACAGCAUCUAAAGCCAGCACCCAGCGUCUAAAGCAAACAAGCUGCCCCGGAACACGAAACAAGAGAGACCACAACGAAACGUCCACCUCCUGGACAGCCUCUUCCUGUAGAGAGAGAUCGACUGGCGAAUGGAGGAAGUGUUUGCAAUGCUCUUUCUCCUCAGCUCAUGCUGUGAUCAUCUCCUCUCCACUCCUCUCAUCCUUCAAAGCAACCACGACAAAACACAAGCAAACAAGACACACACACACACACACAACAACAUCUGCUGACAAAUCAGUUUUGUGCUAUUCUCAGUGUUAUACAUGCAGUCUUGAGGACAGAACUAAUUUGACUAAAAUCGGCCAUUCCAGGUAUUGCUCUGGGGUUGAAACAAUGUGCUAUUUUGUUAUUUUCUUCACCAUAUUUUCUGAUGUUCCUAACAUGCGUUCGUGACUCCAGGAAAUGUUGGCUGAUUGCAACCAUGUCUGACCUUGGAAGGCUUUUUAGCCAUACUAUCUGUGUGGUUGACUGAAUAAGCUUUUCUAAACUUAGAACUGCACUUUCAGGAAACACAUGAAGGCUGACAAAACAUGGCACUAUUUUCAGUAUAUAUUUUUUUCUUCUCUAGAGUGAGUGACCAUGUGGAAAGUAUAUAUGAGUUUAUUAACAACAUUCAGUUCCAUACCUUGUGCUUCAUAACUAUAACCAUGCUAUAAGCAUGACUGAAUCAUUGUAAUAAUCCUAGUGUCCAUCAGAUAAAGCAAUACAAACCCAGUGGUGUCCGGACCCUCUGCCACUGAUGGGGAGUCCAGAUGUUAAGGGCCACUCAGGGAACUCAAAGUGUCAGGACCUGUGUUGGCAUCAGACAAGGCUGUGCCAAAACCAGCAGCCUCCAGCUCCUCACUUGGGUUUGCACAUCUGAGUCAGAAUAACCGUAACACAUGAAGUCAUGCCAAGAAUCUUCAUUAUAUGAAGAAGCAGAUCUGAAAUCUGACAAUCAUUUUAAUGAUAAUUAAAUGCAAUUCAUGCUCACAAUUUCCAUCCAGUCAUCCAGAACAUAGCCUAUGUGAAACAACCAGGAACAUGAAUAAAUUGACAAUGAGCUGAUAGAUCCAGUUCGACCCAGUUGUGUUGAUUGCCCUGGAAGCACUUAGCUUAUCAUGCCCCCGCAGCAGGCAAAUAUGACAGUAUGACAGAAUGUAUAGGUCAUGUCAAACGCCAGUGGCAAACAUCUAGUUUGAUGAGUUCAAAUCUUGCGCAGUGUUUUGAGCUGUAGCUGCUGGAGUGAACAGCUCACAGAUUGUCAUCCAUCGGGAAAUUCUUUCAGUUUGACAGUGCCGUUAGGGUGGGUUUUUUGGUGUGUACUUUUGGUGGGUUUUUUUGUGGCUAUGGAUGCUGUAGCUGGGCUAAGAGCACUGUGUUGUGUCCUACGGAUCCAAAAGACCGACUGGACAAGCAAAUCUGGUUCUUUUGAUAGUAGCAACUAUGUUGCACCAUUAUGUUUUGGUACCAUGAUUGGAUUUCAAAUUUUCAUCUUGGAGCACACUUUUUUCGGUACGAACGACACCUUUUCUGUUUUGACAUUUUUUAACUGUUUGGUCUCUAUGGUCUUUAUUAGUUUGACUUGAGUGCAAUCUAUGACUGAGAGGGGGACAAGCUACACGGAAUGCUUGGUGAUGACAGCUGUUUUCAGAAUCUUUGAUUCUCAGACUUGUGAAUGCACAUUUAGUGCAUUGUAUUAGCACAUGUUGAGAACUUUUAGCCAACGUUCUUCAUGUUUUCGGUGAGGACUAAUCAGUUAUUUGUGCACUCUAACUGUGUACACUAUAUGGUCGUACCACUUGAGAAAUGAGAACAUUCGGUUAAGUUGGGUCAUUGGGGACAGAUGUCAGACCUUGUGAUAACCACCAACCACUGAUUUGUGUGUGCAAUUAUUUUGGUAUCUCAGCUGAGGUCUAUGUGGAGUUUGUGUGAUCUCUGCUUGGAGUUGCAUUUCUAAUGAGAAGUUUUCACCGAAUGAAGCCACACGAACACUCCUGUCCAUGUUGUCAAUGAUCCCUUAGUUAAGUUCUGUCCAUGCCAUCUAUGGUCUCUGAGCUAAGUUAUAUAUUGCUAACAAUGUCUUAGCAAAGCUAAAUUAUCUAUGUCUUUGAGUGUUGCAGUGUCAUUAUUGAAGUCAAUAUAUGUGCACAUAGCUCAUAACUACUGUAUAACGGUGGCAUAGAAAUAAUGUGCAUUAUGCUGUUUAUGAGCUGUGUACCUAAGGCUGAUGUGAGUUCCUAUGCAGAAACUUGUGAGAUCAGUUCAUUAGGGCCAUUGUGUAUUGUUCAUGUAUUUUCUUGGCCUUGGCACUCAAGGUUUGACACUGUCUCUUAAGGACAUUUGCUGCAUCUAGUUACCUGUAUUCAAAUGACAGAGGGUAAAUGACAAAACUAUUUUUAAAUUGGUACACAUAUGUAUAAAUGAACAUCUGAGAAAUUGGGAUCGUUUGAUAUGUAAAAUGUGCCCAGUUUUGUUAAAGAAACAGUCCUCAUUGAACAGCUGAGCAAAAUGAUAUGAGACAUAGAUGAAAGGGGGAGAAUAGUUAAGAACUAAAGAUGCAGCAGGUGUCUUUGGUCUGUGUAAAAAGUAAUACAUGUGGCCUGCCACAGGUUAAUGUCUAAGGUAAUAUGCAUAUAGACAAAAUGAGCAGCAAUCAUUUGAUGAAUGAAGAAAUCAUUUAUAUUUGACAAAUUAAGUGAAAAGAAUGUUGUUUGAAUUGAUUUGGAAUUUAACUCCUAUAAACUGUUCUUCAAACGGUAGCCUAUAUUCUGAAGUUCAGAACUGCUGUUUAAAAUUCACCUCAAACACAAAUGUAAAUACACUUAUUUGUUGAAAAAAAAAAAACUUAUUUUGAAAAAGUGACCUUUUUAACUGAUAGUCUAUACACAACUACUGACUUUUUAUAUAUUUGUUCAUUUGAAAGCACAAAGUUUAAUUGAUAUUAUUUUCUUAUAUUUUCAUUCAAAUGCACUGCUUCUUUUGUGACAGUGUGUGGUAAAGUGCUUGUGAUUAAUUCAAUACUAUGUUGUAGACUGUCACUAUGUAAUAUUCAGUAAACUUGUAUCCUUGGAUAUACAGUGUUUGCUAUGUAAAAAGCCUAUUAUUCUAGGAUAUCUUUAGGUAGCAUGCAGUCAUAUAUUUUUCAUAAGAUGUCUGAGAAUAGACUGAUAUUUUAGCAUCUGGAAAGGGUUUGGAUGGAAUGGAAUGGUUCUCCUUUAAAGUAUUUACAAUUAAAAUGAAAUACACACA
This is a messenger RNA of Alosa alosa (allis shad), 5178 nucleotides long. It is a transcript of the gene ccdc85ca, whose product is annotated as coiled-coil domain containing 85C, a. The record is from RefSeq and is a predicted model, not a curated record. NCBI's taxonomy places the organism in Eukaryota, Metazoa, Chordata, Actinopteri, Clupeiformes, Clupeidae. Gene Ontology annotation, cellular component: apical junction complex. The coding region runs from base 731 to 1906 and encodes 391 amino acids. The transcript is spliced from 6 exons.